CUAUAAUACAAGUAAUUUUAAUUUGCCUGUUGAAAUGGAGGAGCAAGCCAGCCGUAUUUUAAAGAGAUGUCGAGGUCUUCCACUCGCCAUUUCCACGAUAGGUGGUCUCCUAGCCAAUAGGCCGAAGACAAGCAUUGAAUGGAUGAAGAUGCAUGAACACCUUGGAGCAGAGUUGGAGUCUGAUCUUCGCAACAUCACAAAUGUGAUUGUCUCAAGUUAUGAUGGAUUGCCAUACCAUUUGAAAUCAAUCUUCAUAUACCUCAGUAUCUUCCCUGAAAACCAAGAGAUCAGAUGCACCCGCCUAUUGAGGCGGUGGAUGGCAGAGGGCUACAUAGCAAAGAACCGCGAUAUGCCUGUGGAGGAGGUAGGGGAACGUUUCUACAAUGAGCUUAUCAAUAGAAGCAUGAUCCAACCCUCAAAGAAGAAGAUUAUCCCUGGUGUGAGAGUUUCUCACUGCAUGAUUCAUAGUAUGGUGCGGCAGAUCAUCCUAUCCAAGGCAGUUGAGGAAAACCAACUCUUCCUCGUUGAGAAGCAGUGCAAUGAGGUACCACAUAGUAAGAUACGUCACUUGGUGGUAUCUAGGUGGAAAGGAAGGGAGGAGAAGCUAGAACACAUAAAUCUGUCAUAUAUUCGAUCAUUGACGAUUUUUGGAGAGUGCCCUGUUUCCCUCAUCUCUCCUAAAAUGCGGCUUCUGCGAGUGCUGGACCUAGAAGACACAAUCAAUAUGAGGAAUGAAGACCUUAGGCACAUUGGGGAGUUGCCUCACCUUAGUUACCUUUCCUUGAGAGGAACAAAGAUAUCAAAGCUUCCAUCUUCUUUGCAAAAACUUCGUUACCUAGAGACACUAGACAUUGAAGACACAAAGGUGACAAAGCUCCCUCAUGGAAUUUUUAAACUUGAGAAGCUACGUUAUCUUCUUGCUGGAGUGAACUUCUCAAAAGAUCUAUUGCAAAAGCUGGUGCAACCAGAGAUGAAUAACAAAAACACAAACCUGUUGGGAAACAUGGCACCUUUUCUAUGCUGCAAUAGAAUGGAUUAUUGCAAUAUUUCCAACAUGGACCAACUCAGUGUAAGGGCUCCUAAAGGUAUCGAGAAGCUAAGGAACUUGCAUAUGUUUGGUGCAUUCAAUGUUGGCCAGGGCAAUGGUGUAGGAGGGAGGCUCGGGAAGCUGACUAACCUGCAAAGGUUAGGAGUCACAGUCACAGGUCUCACUGAGGAAGAAGGCCGGGAGUUGUGCCAGUCAAUAGAAAAGCUUGGUCGACUUCAGCGACUUGAGGUGCGAUCUUAUUCUCUUGAGUUUCUUGCAAAAAUGGAUGAAUCAUCAACACCGAAGCAUCUAGCUUCACUCAAGCUAUUAGGCAAUCUAUUCAUAUUGCCCAAAUGGAUUACGUCGCUUAAUGAUCUAGCCACGGUGAAGAUGCUAGGAACAAAACUACAACAGGGACAAGUUGAUAUCCUCGGAAACUUGCGCAGUCUCGCUGCCCUUUGCUUGUGGGAGAGAUCCUACAGAGGGGAGUCAUUGUGUUUCAGUGCUGGUAAGUUUCCAAAGCUCAAGUUCCUUGAUAUUGAUUGGCUAGACAAUAUUGAAACUAUGGAAAUCAAGGAUGGUGCAAUGCCUGAGCUUGAGCGUCUUUGGCUGAACAACUGCAAAGCACUAUGUGACAGUGGCGAGGGCUUAUCCGGAGUGCCGUAUUUGCCAAACUUGAAUGAGCUUCUUGUGAAGAAAUGUGGCGAGAAGGAGAAAUUGAUGGAGAUACUGCAAUGGCAGGUUAGUGAACAUAGGAGGCGCCCUAAGUUCCUAAUUGGCAAGUCCAUUUUACCUACAAGCUCAAAGCCAAGCACAAGUGCAUCAGCUGUACAGUGAGGAUCGAAGGCCUUUCAACAAUAUGUUUUUUGUUUGUGCAUGCAAUUAUGUAAGCUCCUUAUGUUUUUCAUUUUAACUUGGUUGCAACUCUAAGAAUAUUUCCUGCAA
Molecule: messenger RNA, 1972 nt
Organism: Triticum aestivum (bread wheat)
Lineage: Eukaryota; Viridiplantae; Streptophyta; Magnoliopsida; Poales; Poaceae
Product: disease resistance protein PIK6-NP
Exons: 1
Coding region: 35-1864 (609 amino acids)
Biological process (GO): defense response to other organism
Molecular function (GO): ADP binding
Source: RefSeq, a predicted model, not a curated record